Somion occarium is the source of this 2165-nucleotide messenger RNA. NCBI's taxonomy places the organism in Eukaryota, Fungi, Basidiomycota, Agaricomycetes, Polyporales, Cerrenaceae. The record is from the annotation of a GenBank genome assembly.
GGGCUAUGGCGAUAAGCGCUCCAAGAGUACUCCUGACAUCAAACCACAUUCUAGGGUUAUCACGCUUCUUGCCGACAACAUUCAUCGCCCUCUUACAGUCAGUGCUCGCUCGCGUUCAAGUUCCAUUUUUCACUUUUCGCGCUAUUGUUUCAUAUUUCGCAGAGUCAUCGUGUAUUGGCCUUGCGCUGUGCAUUUCAACCAUUGGCAUUGACAGGCCUCGUUAUUACCAGGCAUUUUCUCAUUGACAGGAUCCUUGGCAGGCUCCACGAUACACGCUUUCCUCGCGAGGUCUGAAUCCCUCUAUUCAUUUCCAAAUCAGCAUCUGGUUUUAUAAAUUUCAAGUCUCCCAUCGAUAGAUCUGCUGCGCAUCCCAAUCAUCACUCAGCCUCUGAGGCCGCUCACUGACAUUGGCCGAUUGUCCACUGCUUCCUCGAGGCUCGCGAAUCUCUAUACGCACUUCAGUUCAUCCGAUACCCACCACCUAAGCACUACAUUGUUCUAUCUGGCUCUUGUCCAAACUUUGACUGUCCCAAAUCAUGGCCCUGCUCGGCCUCCCUCCAAUUCCGCCACAACUCAAGCCCUUGAUCCCAUACCUCCAACGAGCAGAUGAACUCAAAGUACAGGAUCCUAUAAUAGCCUACUGGUGCGCUUACCAUGCAGCACAGAUAGGAAUCAGCCUCAAAGUGAAGGAACCCGCAGCUCGCCAUUUCCUCUUUGAGCUCCUUGGUACCCUCGAACAUAUGAAGAAGGAGAUUGGUCCCAAUGAUGCUAUUGAGGAGGAGAGCGCGAGCAGCGCUUAUGUCGAGAACUUCGCUUUGAAGGUAUUCGCGAUUGCUGACAAUGAAGACCGUGCUGGAAGGGCGACGAGAGCAACUGCCAAGAAGUUCCUCGCAGCAGCCAACUUCCUCGAAGUCCUCUCCGUCUUUGGCCCCAGCUCCGGCACGUCCGUAGCCUCAGACAGUACUAACGCCGAGAAGAUACUCUACGCCAAAUGGAAAGCCGCAGACAUUGCUAAAGCAUAUCGCGAGGGUAGGAAGCCUACACCAGGUCCGGCCAAUGCAGUCGAAGAGCUCCCCCCUCCAGACGCCUUUGAACCAGUCGUCCCACUCACGCCUUCGACACCACCACCUUCAGUACCCUCCGGGACUUCAGGGUCACCGCCUUCGAUUGUCCGGAGUACGCCGCCACCACCACAUUUGACUAAUAUCCCUUCAUCUGGCUUCAGUGGGAGUCCUCCACGCUCGGGUAACCAUUUAUUACCUGGUGGAUUAACACAUGUAGACCUGAAGAGUCCGGGAAGUUGGAGUACGAUGGCUACGCCUGGUACUCCUGAUAGGCGGUUUGAGGACGAUAUCCAGCCAUCGAAAAGGACUGCUUUCGUGAGCGAUGCAGAUGAAGAGGAGGCACCUAGUGUUGCACCUCUGCCAACUGGAACGGGAGGCGUUUCUCCUACACUUUCCUCGAGGAGUAUAGAUACUACAGAUACUGAGGGACGCAAAGUGCGGUUCUCGCCCUCGGUGACGGCUGGAUUGUCUUCUGCUACGACUACGCCGUCCGUUGAUGAGCCAUUCAAUGUGCGUGUCAUUGUCAACCCGCCUGAGGCGAAUGUACCGAGUGCACCAUCUGCGCCUCCGACAGAAGCAUUUCCAUCCGGAUUCAUGCCAACAUCGAUUUAUCCCAGUGCACCCUCUGCACCUCCUCCACCACAUUCAUAUGCUCCACCGCCACCACCUUCACAACCUGCACACACAUACGUUUCUCCCCCUCCACCCUCUCAACAACAUUACGCUCCAGCUACAAUCCCUAACGUCCCUCAACUUCCUCAACAAGCAACCGUGACGCCGGUUGAGUUGACUCCGCUUGUGAUAGCGAAGACACAGAAACAUUGUAGGUUUGCUAUUUCAGCCCUGGAUUAUGAGGAUGCGGAGACUGCGAGGAAAGAGUUGAGAGCUGCUUUGGCUUUGCUUGGCGGGUGAAUACUAAUAGUUCGGAUGGUACUGUAAAUGUUCAUUGUAGGUUGGAGGAUGUGUAUGAUGCUUGGCAGGCGCUUUGGAUUGUACUUCGUUACCAUACGUCUGCUCAUGUUAUUUCUUGGAAUAGUCAAUUUCUUGAUACUGUCAUUAAUCUGGAACCCUGAGCUCGAAUAGAUCGUGUGCCUGAAGUCC